Messenger RNA from Closterium sp. Naga37s-1, 777 nucleotides. NCBI's taxonomy places the organism in Eukaryota, Viridiplantae, Streptophyta, Zygnematophyceae, Desmidiales, Closteriaceae. The record is from the annotation of a GenBank genome assembly.
AUGGGGUAUGGGGGCGUAUGGGGUAUGGGGGCGUAUGGUGUAUGGGGGCCAUGCAUGGAUGGGAGCAUGUGGGGAGCGGGCGUAGCAACAGCAUGGACUAUUGAUGGUUCGCCAGACAUGCUGGUGAGUGGUGGUGCAUCUGCAGAUCUGCAGGUGUAUGGGUGCAUGGGUGCAUGGGUGUAUGGGUGGAAGGGUGCAUGGGUGUAUGGGUGGAAGGGGGCAUGGGUGCAUGGGUGCAUGGGUGUAUGGGUGCAUAGGUGUGUAUGGGUGCAUGGGUGCAUGGGUGUAUGGGUGGAAGGGUGCAUGGGUGUAUGGGUGGAAGGGGGCAUGGGUGCAUGGGUGUAUGGGUGCAUGGGGACAUGGGUAUAUGGGUGCAUGGGUGCAUGGGUGCGUGGGGGCAUGGGGCAGUUGGAGAGGGAGGUGGCAGCAGGGGUGUGGUGCUUGGAAGCAUGCUUUUCAGGGUGGGCGCCAGGGCAGUUGGAGAGGGAGGUGGCAGCAGGGGUGUGGUACUUGGGAGCAUGCUCGCCCGACCUCAUUCUCAGGCAUUCCCUGAGAGAUACUGUGGCUGUAGAGAGUGCAGGUGACAGUUCCAAUAGCGAGAUCGACAGUAUCGAGGCCGCGGAGAGGGGUGUUGAGAGGAGUGAGACAGGUGGUGUGGGGGUAAGGAGGGAGGGAGCGGUGGGUGUGAGUGGGAACACAGGGCUGUGGAGAGAGGUGAUGGAGUUGAUGGGGGGAGAGUAUGCUCUCCUGUGUAAACAGGCAGAUGGGGAGCUGUAG